Andrographis paniculata is the source of this 1464-nucleotide messenger RNA. Its product is annotated as BOI-related E3 ubiquitin-protein ligase 1-like. Gene Ontology annotation, biological process: regulation of programmed cell death. The record is from RefSeq and is a predicted model, not a curated record. NCBI's taxonomy places the organism in Eukaryota, Viridiplantae, Streptophyta, Magnoliopsida, Lamiales, Acanthaceae. The coding region runs from base 224 to 1195 and encodes 323 amino acids. The transcript has 3 exons. Gene Ontology annotation, molecular function: ubiquitin-protein transferase activity.
CCAUUCCCUUCUCUUCAUUUCCCUUCCAAACCAAACGCUUUAAAUAAAUCCACCCCCACAUGCCCCUUCUCCAUUCGUCUCUACUACUCCUGCUCCUGCUCCUGCUCCUACUCGCCAACUCAACUCAACAUAACACAGCUCCUCCUCCUCCUCCUCCUCCUCCAUCCAUCCUCCCAUAUUCCUCUUCUCCUCCAAAACCAACACAACAAAAUCGCUUCUUCUCAUGGCUGUCGAAGCAAGGCAUCUCAGUCUUUUUCCCACGGAAUUAGAAUUGAUCCAAGACAGAAACAUGUUGAACUCGAGCAAUCAAGCAAACUUUGGUUCGGCCUUCAAUUCGCAGCAGAUGCGUUGUCUCGGGAUCCCUCUUCCCGUUGCAUUACCGGAGAAUCAAUCUUUUUACCCGGCUGUGCUCUGCGACUCGGCGGCGCAGGCCAAAACUUCUGUCAAUACCGAUAGCGGACUGACUUGUAAUAUCUCCGCUUCGAGGAAACGGCCAAGAGAUUCCUCCGUUAACCUACAGUACGCGACGCAGAAUUUUCCGGCCGCACCCAAGGACGAAAGCGUGUCUCAGUUUCCGUCGUUUGGUGAUGAAGAUGUUUUGCCUCAAUUCUUACAACAUCAAUUGGAGAUCGAUGCAAUUAUCACCCAGCAUGCCAAAAAAAUCCGAUUGGAAUUAGAACAGAGGCAAAAGCAACAGGCGAGAUUGUUAGCGGCGGCAAUCGGAGAAGGCGUGAUGAAGAAAUUGAAGGAGAAAGACGAACAAAUCCAGAGAAUCGGGAAACUGAAUUUGGUAUUGCAAGAGAGGGUUAAAUCUCUAUACGUUGAAAACCAGUUGCUGAGGGAUUUGGCUCAAACGAACCAGGCAACGGCGAAUUCCCUGCGAACAAAUCUGGAGCAAGUUCUUCUCCACGUCGGCAGCGGCGGUGGUGAGGAGCACAUCUCCGCCGGAGCGGUGGCGGUCGAGGAUGACGCGGAGUCGUGCUGUGGCAGCAGCGAUGAGGGCGAAGCAGAUAAGGACGAGGCAAGGAGUUGUUGGAAAUGCCGGAGGUGUGCGGUAAGGGAGUCGUGCGUGCUGCUGCUGCCGUGCCGGCAUCUUUGCCUGUGCAACGUUUGCGGGAGUGGGUCCCAACAGCUGCAAGCAUGCCCAGCCUGCAACCUCACCGUGACCGCCACAUUGCACGUCAACACUUGUUGACCGGACCGGACCGGACCGUUAGAUGCAUGCACCAAAACCAAAACCCAACACGAGAAAUUACCAGGAAGCAGAACAAAUUAUAAUAGAUUUUGGCAGUAGAAUUUUUUUGUUUUUUUGUAGCCUCUUGUAAAUUCAUUUUAAUUAAAAUCUUUUAUUCUUUUAGUCCUUUCAUAGAUAGUUUAUUUCUCUCUACGUGAAGGAAGGAAAAGUGAAGAAAAAAGAUAUCAAGAUCCCCCGUGAUAAGUAAUAAAGGGCACAGAUUGCAUGCA